AUGGAAAGCAACGAAGCACCAAUCUGUCCCUUAUGUCGACAUGACAAAGUGAAAAUUUGGGCUGCUGGGGAUUGUGCACAUCCGGUAUGUCACUUAUGCUCAACAAAAAUGCGAAUUCUCUGUGAACAAACCUAUUGUGCUAUCUGUCGUCAAGAACUUACUCGAGUUUAUUUCGCUUCAAAUCUUGCUGAAUUACAAACAACAGUUGAUCAGUCUCGUUUUACACCAAUCGAUGAUAUAGGUGAUUGUGGAAUUUAUUAUCCGAUUAAAGCAGAAUGGAUACGACGGGAUGCUGAAAAACUACUACGGAAUUUUUGUCCAUUUUGUCACACGGAAUUCGAAGCGUUUGACGUUCUGCGCGAUCAUGUCAAACGCACGCAUAAUUAUAUCUAUUGUGAUCUAUGUGUGGAACAUUUAAAUCUUUUUCCAUUCGAGAGAAAAUGCUAUACACGCCGUGAUCUCGCCCAACACCUUCGAUACGGUGAUCGAGAUGACACAUCAUUCAAAGGUCAUCCAUUAUGUAAAUUUUGCGAUGAUCAUUUUCUCGAUACUGAUCAACUUUAUAAACAUAUGAGGAAAGAACAUUUCUAUUGUCAUCUGUGUACUUCGGAUAAUGUCUAUUACAGUGAUUUCGAUUUACUCCGUGAUCAUUUCCGUACAAGUCAUUAUUUAUGUGAAAUUGAUCAAUGUAAAGAUGUGCAAUUUACGAAUGCUUUCUCAUCAGAAACAGACUUUCGUGCACAUCAAGCUGCACAGCAUAGCAAAAACCGAGCUCAUGCAAGACAACUAGGCACUCUAGCAGUAGAAUUUCAAUCGAGCAGUGUGCGGGAUCGAAGACAACAGCGCGAUCCAGCACAUCGAGGAGUAUUCAAAAGUGGACACUUCGAUACACAAGGAAAUAGUAAUUCAACAAGAAAUGAACGGGAGGACACCCAGACAGAGCCAGCUGUUGCUGCGGCAGUACCUUCGAUUAAUGAAUUUCCGACGUUGGGCGAUCGCUCAUCGACUCCACAAAAUCUGUCUCAACGAGGUGCCUGGGUGAAUGAUCAACCACGAGGUAUAAACUCAUAUACAGAUUUCCCGACGUUACCAAAUGCAGCUGGAAAUUUAUCAAACACAAGUCAACCUCGAGGUAUUUGGCGAGAGCAACAACCAACUAUAUCAACAACGACAUCAUCAUCAUCAUCAUCAUCGUCCACAGCUCAGAAUACAGCAUCAAAGAAAGUACCACAAUCAAAUAAACAAAUAGCUAAUGGAGAAACAUCUCUAACAACAAAAGAAGACUUUCCAGCGUUACAAGGAGCUGUUAAUACUAGAAUUCCUCCACCUGUCUCAAUGAUUUCUGCGUGGACAAAGGCGAAAAAAUCGACAAAAACUGCCAAUGCGAAAGCCAAUCAACCACAAAUGCGUAUGAAUACCAAUCGUUUACUUAAUGACGAUGAGGAUGAAGAAUACAUCAGACGACCCAUGGCUUCUCUAACAACUAGUACAGCACCUACUGCGUCAUCGAAUAUCACUAUGAUAUCAUCGUCUCAUCUUCCGAAUGCUCAAUCGAGUGAUAAACAGAAUAAAGCAAAAAAUCAAUCGGUACCAAACGCUCAAGAUUUUCCAGCACUAUCUUCGACGAAUACAACACAAAAUAUUGCUAACUCUGGUGUUUGGACAGCUGCCGGAACAAGUUCAUCAUCUCAAGCAUCGUCGACAAAACAGAAAAAGAAGAAUUCAGCGACGAGUAAGAAGAAAUUUAUGGAAGAAUUACAAUCAGAAGCACCAGCAUUAUCUUCGACGGAUGAGUUCCCUGCCAUUGGUCUCAGUGAAUUAGGUCGACGAUUAAUAACUGAAGAAAUUGUUCCAACAACACAAGUCAAAGAAGAAAAACGUCCAUCACCAGUACAACCAUCACCUUCAGCGAAAAAAGACACUUCGUCCACAAAUCAGCCCAAGAAAAAAACACAAAAGUCACCGAAAACAAACGAACCAAUCAAAGAAGAAAUUUCUUUGCCUUCAAAUAAAAAUUCAACAGAACCUAUCAAUAAUCAAGCAUCCUCUCAAAUUGAAUCCACAUCUCAAUCCCAACCAUCUCCUCCAUCUUCUGUUCAACCACCACCUCCACCGCCGCCCGGUUUUUCCGUUCUACCAUCUGUUCCACCUCCGCCCGGUUUUAACUCGAUUCCAACACCUCAAGCACCAACUUAUCACUUUCCAACUUCUUACGCAAAACAAAAAAAUGAUUUCCACAUGAAAUUAUUUGAUUUAUUUGAUGGAGAUAUGAAUCUUCUCAGUGAAUACGAUAAAUUCUGUGACGCAUUUUCUCAAGAGAAAAUCUCCACGGCCGAUUUUCUUACCUACACAAGGCAAUUAUUCAAGGAUAAACUCGAUGAAUAUCUUCUUGAACUAAUUGUUAUCAUUCCAAACAUCGAUCAACAGAACGAACUGUACAAAGUCUGGAAAACUGAUAUCCAUCCAUCAGCAACAGCUAAAUCGAAUUCCAGCGGUUGGACAAACAAGAAAUCCGAUGAAAACAAUAUUUAUAAUUUAACAUUCAAUUUCCAUCUUUACCUGCCGCUGCGCUUCCGCUAG
Molecule: messenger RNA, 2580 nt
Organism: Adineta ricciae
Lineage: Eukaryota; Metazoa; Rotifera; Eurotatoria; Adinetida; Adinetidae
Source: the annotation of a GenBank genome assembly